This is a messenger RNA of Funneliformis caledonium, 267 nucleotides long. The record is from the annotation of a GenBank genome assembly. NCBI's taxonomy places the organism in Eukaryota, Fungi, Glomeromycota, Glomeromycetes, Glomerales, Glomeraceae.
AUGAAUGGUUUGUUUAAAAUAAAAUUGGGACACGCCUCUCAUAUCAUGAAGUUAGUAGAGGAACUCAAAGAAAAACGAGAAUCAUCCCCUAUGUCCGUUGAAGUCAUAACCGCCACCGAAUUUGAAAAAUUUCGUAAAAGUACUAGAAAUCAAUUAGAGAAUCUUAAUAAAAGGAUUAACAUCACCUCUGAGUUUAAUAAGCUCUUUUCUGAUGUUAAAGAUGCCCAAAACGAUAUUAGGGAAAUUAAAAAUCGUUUACUUAUCUAG